Messenger RNA from Juglans microcarpa x Juglans regia, 2397 nucleotides. RefSeq names its product 5'-nucleotidase domain-containing protein 4-like. Lineage: Eukaryota; Viridiplantae; Streptophyta; Magnoliopsida; Fagales; Juglandaceae. Gene Ontology annotation, molecular function: 5'-nucleotidase activity. The transcript has 17 exons. The coding region runs from base 229 to 2115 and encodes 628 amino acids. The record is from RefSeq and is a predicted model, not a curated record.
UGAAAAGAUUCUCCAGAGAAUAGGAUGAGCUUUCGGUUCGAGUCAUGAAGUGCAAUUCGAGCAUAUUCUUCCUCUUUUAUGUAUUAUGAUAUAUUCCGUCUUCUUCUUCUUUCUACCGAGCCUUGCUUGCAUCCGCAAAAGCCCCGCUCAUAGCAAAGUCCCCCCAACCUUGCUUUUGACUCGAAACUAGAACCAAGUGGCACCGCUUUCAUAUUCGAAAGAGCAGACAUGUAUGCGGGAGAGGUUUUGGGCAAGUUCUGUGUGUACAGUGAGACCCCUCUGUCUGUCUCAAUGGCCUCGACCCUUUUUCUCAGAAAUCCCAUAUCCACUUCUCAUGUUUGUACGCUUAUGAUCUCCGCGAGAGCUCCAAUGCAGCCGAUGAUGAUGGGGUGUCGCUGCAGCAUGGACUCCAAGCACGUCGGUGACGAUCUCUUCUCGGUGACCUCGUCGAGCAAGUCCGACGUUGAUUAUCUGGGCCAGAGCACCAAAGGGGAUUUGAAUCUCAAGUCGGAGCAUCUUCAAUCUUUUGGAAUUGAUGGUCAGACGACCUUAGAAGGCCCAAUUGAAGAAGUAGCCCAGGUGGAAGCCGAGGAAGCUAAGGAUUUGCUUAGAGACUUGGGUAUCCCGAGCCCUUAUUUUUCAAGACAUUCACCUCGUGGUAUAUUCUGUAGUCGAACUUUGAAUCUCCGAUCAAUCAGUGCCAUUGGAUACGACAUGGACUAUACCCUGAUGCAUUAUAAUGUGAUGGCUUGGGAAGGACGGGCAUACGACUACUGUAUGGAGAAUUUAAGGAACAUGGGUUUUCCUGUUGAUGGACUUACAUUCGACCCAGACUUGGUCAUUAGAGGCCUUGUCAUAGACAAAGAGAGAGGUAACUUGGUUAAGGCUGACCGAUUUGGGUAUGUUAAAAGGGCAAUGCAUGGCACCAAAAUGCUUUCCACUCGAGCUGUAAGUGAGAUGUAUGGGAGGGAAUUGGUGGAUCUACGGAAAGAGAGUCGAUGGGAGUUCUUGAAUACACUAUUCUCAGUUUCGGAAGCUGUCGCUUAUAUGCAGAUGGUAGAUAGAUUGGAUGAUGAGGCAAUAGCUGCACAACUUGGUCCACUUGAUUAUAAAGGGCUUUACAAGGCAGUUGGAAAGGCACUCUUUAGGGCACAUGUAGAAGGUCAACUUAAGAGUGAGAUAAUGUCCAAGCCGGAACUGUUUGUUGAGCCUGAUCCAGAACUUCCUUUGGCACUUUUGGACCAAAAGGAGGCUGGUAAAAAGCUUCUGCUUAUUACCAACUCAGAUUACCAUUACACAAACAAAAUGAUGCAGCAUUCCUUUAACAGAUUUCUUCCCAACGAUAUGGGUUGGCAUGAUCUAUUUGACAUUGUAAUAGUCUCAGCAAGGAAGCCAGAAUUCUUCCAAAUGUCACACCCAAUGUAUGAGGUGGUGACAGGGGAGGGCCUUAUGCGUCCGUGCUUCAAGACUCGUACAGGGGGCUUGUAUUCAGGGGGAAGUGCUCAGAUGGUUGAGAAUUCUUUAAAUAUACACGGAGAUGAGAUAUUGUAUGUUGGUGACCAUAUUUACACUGAUGUAAGUCAAUCCAAAGUCCAUCUCCGGUGGAGAACGGCGUUGAUUUGUCGAGAGCUGGAAGAAGAGUAUAGUGCUUUGAUGCGAAGUGGGGGCCAUAGAGCAUCACUGAUAGAGCUUAUAAAUCAAAAGGAGGUAGUAGGGGAUCUUUUUAACCAACUUCGGCUUGCAUUGCAGAGGCGAACAAAGGAACGUCCUGCUCAAACCCUUGCUGCAACCAAUAUGGAUCAUCAAGAACUCACAGAGAGCAUGCAAAAGCUGCUUAUAGUCAUGCAAAGACUAGAUGAAAAAAUUGCUCCCAUGCUAGAAGCGGAUGGAGAGCUCUUCAACAAAAGGUGGGGAUACCUUUCACGUGCAGGUCUGUGGGAUAAAAGCCAUUUAAUGAGACAAAUCGAGAAGUAUGCUGAUAUAUAUACUUCUAGGGUCUCAAAUUUCUUACACUACACACCCUUCAUGUAUUUCCGCUCUCAGGAACAGACACUUGCUCAUGAUUCACAUUCGUAUUGCCAUUCCCAGAUUAAUGGGACAGCCGUUGACAAUUAACACCGAAGUUUUGUGUUGCAAAGUAGUAGGAUCUUUUAUUGGCAAUUUUGACAGUAAUGCUCAAGUAGAUGAUCCUUUUGUGUAUUUCAAGACAAUGCUGACUCCAAACUGUGUUCUGUACAAUGCCUAAGGGUAGAAGCAGUAACAGGCGAGGCAUAAUACUAUAGUGAAACAAAAUAAAUAAUUCGCUUAUGGCUUUGGCAUUUUCCUGCGCCAAAUGUAAUCUAUUGAUAAAAAUGGAUGAGAACUUCUAUUUAUAAAUAUUUUAGUUAUCAUCUUUUC